Molecule: messenger RNA, 2166 nt
Organism: Nestor notabilis (Kea)
Lineage: Eukaryota; Metazoa; Chordata; Aves; Psittaciformes; Psittacidae
Gene: SLCO5A1
Product: solute carrier organic anion transporter family, member 5A1
Exons: 9
Biological process (GO): transmembrane transport; sodium-independent organic anion transport
Cellular component (GO): membrane
Molecular function (GO): protein binding
Source: RefSeq, a predicted model, not a curated record
UUCUUCCUGGUGUGCAUGUGCUUCCUGACCUUCAUCCAGUCCCUCAUGGUCUCCGGCUACCUGAGCAGCGUCAUCACCACCAUCGAGCGGAGAUACAGCCUCAAGAGCUCGGAGUCGGGGCUGCUGGUCAGCUGCUUUGACAUUGGGAGCCUGGUGGUGGUGGUCUUCAUCAGCUACUUUGGGGGGCGUGGACGGAGGCCGCUCUGGCUGGCUGUAGGGGGCUUUUUCAUUGCCCUUGGGGCUGCACUCUUCUCCUUACCUCAUUUCAUCUCUCCACCGUACCAGAUCCAGGAAUUGAACUCCUCUGUCAGUAACGAGGGCUUGUGUGUGACUGGCAAUGGCACUGCCAAAGAGCAGUGGGACUCGCCGGCCUGCAUCAAGGACUCCGGCGGAAACGACCACUCUGUCUAUGUAGCUUUAUUCAUUUGUGCCCAAAUCCUCAUUGGCAUGGGCUCCACACCCAUCUAUACCUUGGGACCAACCUACUUAGAUGACAAUGUCAAGAAAGAAAACGCCUCGCUUUACUUAGCCAUCAUGUACGUAAUGGGAGCACUUGGUCCUGCAGCUGGAUACUUGCUAGGAGGACUUCUUAUUGGUUUCUAUGUUGAUCCUAGGACAACUGUUUAUAUUGACCAGAAUGAUCCCCGAUUCAUUGGAAACUGGUGGAGUGGAUUUCUCCUUUGUGCCAUUGCAAUGCUCCUUGUGAUAUUUCCCAUGUUUACCUUUCCGAAAAAGCUCCCUCCUCGACAUAAAAAAAGGAAAAAGAAAAAGAAGAUGAACUCUGAUGAUGUUUCAAGUGAUGAUGAAGUGAUGAAAGAGAAAACAAAUAGUAAAAUACAAGCAGACAGUGCAGUUCCUGCCUCUAUGGGAUUUGGAAAGAAUGUUAAAGAACUUCCAAGAGCAGCUAUCAGGAUCUUAAGCAACAUGACAUUCCUUUUUGUGAGUUUGUCAUACACAGCUGAGAGUGCCAUUGUCACAGCUUUUAUUACCUUCAUUCCCAAGUUCAUCGAGUCACAGUUUGGCAUCCCAGCUUCCAAUGCCAGCAUCUACACUGGUGUGAUUAUUGUCCCGAGUGCUGGUGUUGGUAUUGUCCUUGGUGGCUACAUUAUAAAAAAACUGAAACUUGGUGCGAGAGAGUCUGCGAAGUUGGCUAUGAUCUGCAGUGGUGUAUCUCUGCUGUGCUUUUCAACUCUCUUCAUUGUUGGAUGUGAAAGCAUUAACCUAGGGGGAAUAAAUAUACCUUACACUACUGGUCCCACUCUUGCCAUGGCCCACAGGAAUCUGACUGGGAGCUGUAAUGUUAACUGUGGAUGUAAGAUUCAUGAGUACGAGCCUGUCUGUGGAUCAGAUGGAAUAACAUAUUUUAAUCCUUGCCUAGCUGGCUGCAUCAGUGGUGGAAACCAUAGCACAGGGGUAAGAAAUUACACAGAAUGUGCCUGUGUCCAAAGUCGCCAGGUGAUCACUCCACCAACAGUGGGCCAGCGUAGUCAGCUCCGGCUGGUUAUUGUCAAAACCUACCUGAAUGAGAAUGGCUAUGCUGUUUCUGGGAAGUGUGAUCGAACCUGCAACACGCUUAUCCCGUUCCUGAUAUUUCUCUUCAUUGUUACCCUCAUAACAGCAUGUGCCCAGCCAUCAGCAAUCAUAGUGACACUCAGGUCUGUAGAAGAUGGGGAGCGGCCCUUUGCACUAGGAAUGCAGUUUGUUUUAUUACGAACCCUUGCUUACAUUCCCACUCCAAUUUAUUUUGGGGCUGUUAUUGACACCACGUGCAUGCUUUGGCAACAGGAUUGCGGCGUACAAGGAUCUUGUUGGGAAUACGAUGUCACCUCAUUUCGUUUUGUCUACUUUGGGCUGGCAGCUGCUCUCAAGUUCGUGGGAUUCUUUUUUAUUUUCCUGGCCUGGUAUUCCAUUAAGUGUAAAGAAGAGCAACUGCAGAGACAGAGAUGGAGGGCUUCGCCGGUGAACACUGUGAGUGAGAUGGUUGGCCAAGCUGGACCCCGGCAAAACUAUGCACGGACUAGAUCCUGCCCUACCUUCAGCUCCCGUGGGGACAUCAGUGUGGCACAAGGAAUGAACUGCGUAGCACAGACAUACCCUGGCCCUUUUUCAGAAGCAAUAAAUUCCUCAUAUGAAAAUGCAUUGGAAGAAGUCACUGCUGAGAUAUAG